CUGAAGCUCCUCCCACAACAACUCACCUUCACUGAAGCUCCUCCCACAACAGCAGAUCCCCAAUAAAUGCUGGGAUAUUCCCAUCAGCCUAGAAGUGCAGCAGAGCUGAACACUGAGAACAUGAGCGAUCCAGAAUCCUGCAGAAUGGAACACGAAGAGACUGAAGAACAAAGAGGCUUGAUGGAACAGAUCGAGGAGAGUGAAGAACUGAGUGAAGGAGAGGAGAAAAAUCAUCAUAUCAAAACUAGAGAAAAGACAUUUAGAGCAGCCAAAAAUUAUUGCCCUCAGACCGGAAAGAGAUUCCCAAACACAAAAAGUCUUAAACUUCACACGAGGGUUCAUGGUGGAGAGAAGAUGCACACGUGUCAUCAGUGCGGGAAGAGCUUGAUGGAACAGAUCGAGGAGAGUGAAGAACUGAGUGAAGGAGAGGAGAAAAAUCAUCAUGUCAAAACUGGAGAAAAGACAUUUAGAGCAGCCAAAAAUUAUUGCCCUCAGACCGGAAAGAGAUUCCCAAACACAAAAAGUCUUAAACUUCACACGAGGGUUCAUGGUGGAGAGAAGAUGCACACGUGUCAUCAGUGCGGGAAGAGUUUCACACGAAAAGACAACCUGAAGAUACACGAGAAGCUCCACACUGGAGAGAAACCGUACUCAUGUGAUCAGUGUGGGACCAGUUUUACACGAAAAGAACACCUUAAGAAACACAUGACAAUCCACACUGGAGAGAAAUCACACUCAUGUGAUCAAUGUGGGACCAGUUUUACACAAAAAGAACACCUUAAGAAACACAUGACAAUCCACACUGGAGAGAAAUCACACUCAUGUGAUCAAUGUGGGACCAGUUUUACACAAAAAGAACACCUUAAGAAACACAUGACAAUCCACACUGGAGAGAAAUCACACUCAUGUGAUCAAUGUGGGAAGAGUUUCACACGAAAAGACAACCUGAAGAUACACAUGACAAUCCACAGCGGAGAGAAACCGCACACAUGUGAUCAGUGUGGGAACAGUUUUGCACAAAAAGGAGCCCUUAAUGUUCACAUGAAGAUCCACACGGGAGAGAAGCCACACGCAUGUUCUUUGUGUGGAAAGAGUUUUAGUGUGCGGAGUGGCUUAAAAUUACACCAGAAAAGACACCGUGGUGUGAAGGAUCACAUGUGCUUUGAUUGUGGGAAGACCUUUUUUACUGCCGGUGACCUGAGAAAGCACCAGACAGUUCACACUGGAGGCAAGCCUUACAAGUGUUCACACUGUGACCAGAGAUUUGAUUGGCCAGGAUAUCUGAAAAUACACGAGAAGCUCCACACGGGAGAAAAGCCGCACAUGUGUGAUCAGUGCGGGAAGAGGGAGCGAAGCGGUUCCAGGUGGAGAUCUCGAAAAGAGGUGGCGGAGGGGGAGAGGGCAUCGCCCGGGGCCUGGCUCGCAUCUUCUGCUGCUGGUGCACCCAGGGUCCGUGGUAUCUCUAGCAGCGUCAAACGCAGAGGAUAUUUCGGGCUCUUCUAUCAACCCCCCGCCCCUCUGCCGUCUACAGAUCCCAGCGAUGCCAAAACAGGGAUGGACAUUGAAUUAUUCCGUGUCCUCUCUAAGGCGGUUGAAGAGCUGGGCUUGGAGUGGACUGUGUCGGAGGAGCCCACUCGUAGUCAUCUGGAUAAACGUGCUGUCAGGCCCCUCGUCAGCAAGCUCACAAAAUCCUUCAAACGUCUGAUUCAUCGCCCUCACCUCCGUCGACGGCACUGA
Messenger RNA from Sinocyclocheilus grahami, 1737 nucleotides. RefSeq names its product gastrula zinc finger protein XlCGF57.1-like. The transcript is spliced from 4 exons. The coding region runs from base 67 to 1737 and encodes 556 amino acids. Gene Ontology annotation, molecular function: DNA-binding transcription factor activity; RNA polymerase II cis-regulatory region sequence-specific DNA binding. The record is from RefSeq and is a predicted model, not a curated record. NCBI's taxonomy places the organism in Eukaryota, Metazoa, Chordata, Actinopteri, Cypriniformes, Cyprinidae. Gene Ontology annotation, biological process: regulation of transcription by RNA polymerase II.